Sporothrix brasiliensis 5110 is the source of this 801-nucleotide messenger RNA. RefSeq lists its product as uncharacterized. NCBI's taxonomy places the organism in Eukaryota, Fungi, Ascomycota, Sordariomycetes, Ophiostomatales, Ophiostomataceae. The transcript has 2 exons. The coding region runs from base 1 to 801 and encodes 266 amino acids. The record is from RefSeq and is a predicted model, not a curated record.
AUGCCUGCUCCCUUUCGGCCUGUUCAGCCGAUCAUUUGGAUCAACGGCUGGCCUGCUAUGGGCAAGCUGGCUCUGGCCCAGUGUAUUUGCCAGCUGCUCGGCCAAGACCGCGCCGUGGUCAUUGACGACCGCGAGUUUACCGACCAGCUGAAUCUCCCCCGGGACGCUCUUAUGUCUCGCCAUGUGAGCCGCAGUGGUGGCCGCCCGCGUGGCUUGAGCGUUGGCGACAUCAACGGCAACACCCACACCCACCGCUAUAACGCGAAGCAGGAGGCCUGCUUCCGAAAGUUUGUAUACGGCGACGAGGAUGACGAGGCUAUCAAGAAUGGCAAAGUCGACGCCGUCCAGCGGCAGCGCGUCAUCAUCUUCACAGACUGCCGUGCUAACGACAAGGUGGGUGCUGAAGGCGCGCGGCGUUAUGAGAACGCCGCCCGCGAUGCCGGUCGGCAAUUUGUACCGAUCUAUGUCGAGUGCCUGCCCGAGGAGCAGGAGCGGCGCGCCAAGUCCUCGGAUAAGCUCUACACCCAGGUCGAAGGUGCCGCAAUGACAGGCGCCGAGGCGGCUCGUGAGCUGCAGGCUCUGGCAGAUGGACGUCUUUUCACGUUCCCACAGGACACUGUCCCAGGAUUGUAUAUCAACGUGACCAACCAGCUCAUCCAUGACUCCGCCAUGAAGGUUAUCUCAUUCAUCAACGCCAUUGCUGAGAAGCGGACCGACGCCGUCAAGGAAUCAGCUGCGGCCUCGGCUAGAAGACGCCAUGGCAUCUUCGUCGCCUUGGCCAUCGAGAACAAGGCCAUUUAG